AGACACCAUGGGGAAGCUUGUGGCGCUGACCUUGCUGGGAGCCUGUCUGGCCUUAAUAGGGGAAAGGCUGCUGAAUUUUAGAGAACGAGUUAGUACAACUCGAGAAAUAAAGGCCACAGAACCACAAAACUGCCACCUGAUUGAGGGCCUCGAGAAUGGCUCUGAAGAUAUUGAUAUACUUCCUAGCGGGCUGGCUUUUAUCUCCACUGUGAGUAUUUGCCAACCGCUCUGACGCUCACAUCAAUAGCUGUAGAGGCCGUGCAUUAAAGUUUCCAGCCCAAGAUGCCAGAUGGACCCCUACAUGCUCUUGCCACCUCUGGGUAGACCAGUCAACUACAAAAGCCAAAUUGCAAUCUGGAGGCCUAAUUAGAGCACCACAGGCAUGCCUAACUCUGGCCGCCUCAUGUGGGCUGCUUCCCAUGGUCAGCUGCAUGCUCGGGAUUAAAAUAUCCGGGCAUGCCAGCGUUUGCACCGGACAAACCAGGAAGAAUCUUUCUGAUGGAUCUGAAUGAGCAAAACCCAGAGGCGCAAGCACUGGAAAUCAGUGGUGGGCUUGACCAGGAGUCACUAAAUCCUCACGGGAUCAGCACUUUCAUCGACAAAGACAACACUGCUUAUCUUUAUGUCGUGAAUCACCCCAACAUGGACUCCACUGUGGAGAUAUUUAAGUUUGAAGAACAACAACGCUCUCUCAUCCACCUGAAAACUCUAAAACAUGAACUUCUCAAGAGUGUGAAUGACAUUGUGGUUCUUGGGCCAGAGCAGUUCUAUGCCACAAGAGACCAUUACUUUACCAGUUAUUUCUUGGUACUUCUGGAGAUGAUCUUGGACCCUCACUGGACUUCCGUCGUUUUCUACAGCCCAAAAGAGGUCAAAGUUGUGGCCCAAGGAUUCAGUUCUGCCAACGGAAUCACAGUCUCACUAGACCAGAAGUUUGUCUAUGUAGCUGAUGUAACAGCUAAGAACAUUCACAUAAUGAAAAAACAUGAUAAUUGGGAUUUAACUCCAGUGAAGGUCAUUCAGCUGGGAACCUUAGUGGAUAACUUGACCGUUGAUCCAGCCACGGGAGAUAUUUUGGCAGGCUGCCACCCUAACCCCAUGAAGCUGUUGAUCUAUAACCCUGAGGAUCCUCCAGGGUCAGAAGUACUACGCAUCCAGGACUCUUUGUCAGAUAAGCCCAGGGUGAGCACACUGUAUGCGAACAACGGCUCUGUGCUUCAGGGCAGCACCGUGGCUUCUGUGUAUCAUAAGAGAAUGCUCAUAGGUACUAUAUUUCACAAAGCUCUGUACUGUGACCUCUAGAUCUUUCUAAAACGUCUUUAUAUUUGGCAAAAGUAAAAUUGUAAUUUGUAUGCUAAGGGGAACUGUAAUUAUUUACAAUUAUCAGUGAUUGUAUGUAUGGUUUUUCUUAUGGAGAAAAGUAAAGGAGUAUAGAAACGUAUAUCCAUGAAAUCAAGAAUCAAGUUAGUGAGUGGCAACCAGAUACCCAUGUGUCCUUUACUGUAUGUGCCCAACACCCUGUAUACUCUGUGAUGCGUAGGCUGUAUCGGCUUACAUUUCCCAUUCACUUGAAUUUGUGCUCCUUGUUAAGUGUUCACUAAAACCACCUCCGACCGCUGUGAUAGUCUGAGGCUUCUGCAGUCCACAGAGUGAAGAAGCGAAUGGCUAACUAUUACGAUUCCCAUUCUCUGUCUGUCUCGUAUAUGGUACCAUCUUCCAGUCACAGAUCCUGACUCUCAUCUUUAAACUCUAAAGCCUUUCUUGAACACAGAUUUGCCAUACAGGGAGCAAGAUUCUGGAAAUCUGAAAAACCGCAUCAGCUAGCUUGGUGCAUGCUAUGCUCGUGUACUUCUUUGAAUAAGGCUUUUUAUACCAAUAUUUCCAUUAUGUCACCAAUCUUGGCUCUGAGUGUAUGAGAAGGCCCCGGGACAGUUACCUUCAGCCAUGUUCAUCUUCUCUACUAGUUAAUAAACACUUAGUAAGCAGCCUCCAGCUGAUGGGAACCAAUAAAUCCAAAAUGAAAAAAAAUAUAUGCCCAAAUGGCAUGUACUAAUGGACAAAUCUAAAUUUAAUUUGAUGAGAAUAAAUAAAGAAUUCCUUUCUUGGUUAAAACAACAAACAAACAAACAAAAACCAAUGAUUUGUAGUUCAUAACCACCUCCCUUCCCGUAGGGAACAUUAAGACCAAGUUUUCUGCACAAAGAUUUAUUUGCCCCAGAGGGACAGAUAAGGAACAAACACAGGAGAUAGAGGAAGAGGGAGAAGGAACAGCAACAAUGGAGAGGGGGCAGAGACAAGGGAGAAAGGGAAGAGGUAUUUAUCCCAUAGUGGGGGUGGUGGGGGCGGUGGGGGCAGUGGGGGCGGGGUGGGGAGAGGACUGUCUCUGAAUAGGGAGGAUACAGGCAUGGAGCACAGGCAAAUGGUGAUUAUAAAGGUAAAAUGGAAACCCUCCAUAUUAGGAUGAGGUGUUUAUUUAUUAAUUUUUAUUUAUUAUUGGGGGGAGUAAUACAGGGUUUCUCUGUGUAACAGUCCUGGCUGUCCUUUGAAUUCUUCUUACAGACCAGGCUAUCCUCAAACUCACAGGAAUCCGACUGCCUCUGCCUCCUGAGUGCAGUGCUGGGAUUAAAGGUGUAUGCUACCACACAAGGUGAUUAAUUUUAGUUGGGCAUGUUAAUUUGGUGAGUCAAAGAGGACAUCUGAUUGCUAGACUUCAAUACUUUCAUAGGUGAACCUUGGUAGUCAGCUUUGGGAGGAGAAGUGGCCAAAUAAGGGAAUAGAUCUUGGGGACUGGCUUUAGGAAUGUGAUCUAAGAAUUUUUAGCAAGGCAGAGGGAAUAGGAGAGAAGGGAGAGGCCUGCUAGAGCUACAUUUGCCACACUAGAGCUUCGAGAGUCCUGUCAUCCCCUCCCACAAGGUGUAUUUGGUAAUGGGGAAUUAAGGAGACCUGUUUAUAUUCUAAAGAACACUGCUUAGUUAAAAGUUUUGUAAAUAGUUUUAUGCCAGGACAAAAUAAUACUCUUUACUUUUAACCUGUGCAAUCAUUUUUUAUUCAGACAUUAAGAUUUUAUAACUUUCAUUACUUCAAGGAAGGAAUAGCCCAGCUGAAUGUUAGAGGGAGAUGUCACCUUUUAAGUUCCAAAACACAGCCGUAUGUUGCCGAGAGCUUAGCUGUUCGACUCUUUGCCUUGUAAGCAUGAGGAACAAACUUUGAUCCCCAACACCCACAUAAAAGAGCUAGGUGUGUGGUUUGUGUUUGUAGUGCCAGCACCGGGCAAGGAGAUUCCUGGUACUUUCUGGCUAAAAGCCUAGCAUAUUUAGUAUACUUUAGGCCAGUGAGAAGCUGCCUCAAACAACAACAACAACAACACCACAUUGUAGUUGAUGCCCUACAGAGCAACCCCAGAAGCUGUCUUCUGGCCUUCACGUACAUAUGCAUGCAAGCAUGCACAACUCCAUGCAUGCACAAAAUGUAGUUAUUGAGAAGACUCCAAAUAAAACUAAUGAUUAAAAGCCAUGCACACUUGUAACUCGGUCCAUUUUGAAAAAUAUGAUAAUUUCUUUUUUAUCCUAUGCAUCAUAACUACUGGAUUACUUAACAUUUGACUAUUAAGGCUUUAACUGAAUAAAAGAAGCAUAAGCUAAAUCCAAGGGGAGUGGGAUAGUGAACCAUAUCCUAGAAAAUCCAAGAGUUCAAAGAGCUGAAUUCCCAGCUUAGGUUAAAGUCAGUGUGAAGUGGCCCCACAUUCCACUCCCAGAAGCCUGAACAGACAGUUGCUUUGGCAUUGAGAAAAACAGAAGGAAGAGAUCAGAUGUAGGUGAGAGAUGAUAAUCAUAUGUCUGCCGUCACUCAGUUUCCCAUUGAAUGGUCAAAGCCAUUCUGAAGCCCCAAGAAGUUGAGAGUAGAUUGGUAGUUACCAGAGACCAAGAGAGUAGGGGUUUUCUGGGAAUGGAGGAGGGGUACUGAGGGCUUAAUCAUUGAGUUCUAAGUUACAGUUAAAUAGAGUGAAGGAGAUGAAGAGAGUUAUUACCCAAGGCAACUGCUAUAGAUGACAGAAAUGCUCUCAUUAUUUCAAAAAUCUUGGAGAAAGAAUCAUGAAUAUUUUCACCACCUAGAAUGACCAAUGUUUGAGGAGAUAUUUUCAGUCUGACUUAAAUAUUACACAAAGUAUAACGCUUCAAAAUAUCACAGCAAUAGAAGAUAUCAAGUUAUGAGCUUACUUAUGCCAUGUUAGUAAACUAACAAACACCUCCUUAGCAGAACCAAAUGCAGGCCCUCUUAUGACUUUAUACUAUGCACUACAAAAACGCUUGGAUCUCAACAUCCAUCUUUGAAUCUACUGAGGGCAAAUAAUUUGUUGCCUGUUGAGGUUAUGCAGGCUGUAAGAAAAUAUCAGGUCAAAGCAUACUCAUAUAAGGCAAUGGAUGACUGGGUGAGUCACGUGGAGCAUAAUCUAGACUUGUUUUUAAGAAACAUAUGCUCCGCCCAGGGAGUGGCACUAUUAGAAGGUAUGGCCCUGUUGGAGUAGGUGUGUCACUGUGGGUGUGUGCUUUAAGACUCUCAUCCUAGCUUCCUGGAAGGAGUAUUCUGCUAUCAGCCAUCAGAUGAAGAUGUAGAACUCUCAGCUCCUCUUACACCAUGCCGGCCUGGAUGCUGCCAUGUUCAUGACUUGAUGAUAAUGGACUGAACCUCUGAAGCUGUAAGCCAGCCCCAAUUAAAUGUUGUCUUUAUAAGAUUUGCCUUGGUCAUGGUGUCUGUUCAGAGCAGUAAAACCCUAAGACACAUAUGGUUGUAUCAGGUAGUAAGACUGGAAAAAGGAGAACAAAAACAAAAACAAACAAACAGGAAAGGAAGUGGGUGAGGGACAAAGAGAGGAAGAGAAAGAAAUGGAUAAACUCAACCAGAGAUGAUACAGAGCUGGAGAGAGUGAAAUGAGAGGUAGCCCAUGGGAGAGUAUAUGCAAGAAAAUGAUAUACUUAACAGAAAACGUAGACAUGCACAUCUGAGAGAGAGAGACAUGGUGGCUAAAGUAAGGGAUUUAGCUUGUGACAAAUUGAAAUCCGAGAAGAAAGGAAUAUAGAAUUUGUAAUAAAUAAAUAAAUAAAUAAAUAAAUAAAUAAAUAAAUAAAUAAAUAAGUGAUCACAUUGCAAAUUAGAAAUACAUAUCAUAUCUUGGUAAAAUUGCAGAAUAUCAAAUCCAAAGUCUUUAGAAAGAGUCAGAAGCGAAAAGCCUGGCAUCAUCAAAAAGAAAACAUUACCAUGGUCAAAAGGGAAACCCCAGAAGGUGCCACACACUCCGGUUGAGUCAGCUUGACAGGCCAAGAGGCCUGGAAGCACUUAAGAGGCAGAGAGUUUCACGGAAACUCAACUUCUGGAGUUUGGCGUUCUCAUUCAACCACAUACUCAUACACUAUUCCCGAGUUAGUCUGGUGUAUGGAUCCACGUGCUCUCUUUUAGUAUUAUCUUAUUAUAAGUGCCUUUUAAGAUUGAAUUCUGACAUAGCUAAGCCUUUGCCAGUGUUCUAAUGUCCUAGAAAGUCCUUGAGCUGACCAUGGGCUUGGAAUUCAGUAAGAAUGUUGCCUAUUCAGUGACAUUCAGAAUUGCCUCUGAUAUUACACUAUCACUUUGAAUAAAAACUAAGUGACUGCCCUACACAGGAAUUUACCAUCAUCUAGGAAGAAGGAAGUUUGAGACCUAAGGAGGAACCAGAGUAGAUACUUAGAACUAUAGAUGGCUGAGUUACACCCAUACACACAUAUUUACAAUGGCCUAGGGGGAAGGUAGACUAUACAAUAGACUAAAAUAGGAACUAUGGCAAGGGCAUGAAGCCCUUGACCCUGGCUUCUAAGAUUAAGUGGACCUUAGGUGGAGCUCUUUUUGAUCCCAGUUGUUAACAAUGAAUUCUAUCCCAGGUGGUUCCUGUCAGACCUUCUGUGUUUGCAUUCCUCUGUUUUGUGUAAGAAUCCAGUAACCUCUUUGUACCUUGUUGGUGUGUCACCCAACUUCCCUAUUUUCUUCUGUAUAAAAAGUUUGAUGCUUGAUUUGACAAAUUACAUUCAGAUUCUACACAACCUCUCCUGUGUUGGUCUGUCUGUCAUUCCCUCUGACGCUUUGCCCACCUGCCCCAUAGACCCGUUCUACACAGACAAUGGGAUCCAGAGGGUCUGCGGCAAGAAGGUCCAAUAACUUCAGAGUCUUCUGAAGUGUAUGCUAAGUGUGUGUGGCGGUACCUUCAGAGUCCAGAGGAAGGUAUCAGAUCCUGUGCAGCUGGAGGUACAAGUAGCCAUGUACAGCUCAGCACAGGAGCUGGGAAUGGAACUUGGCUCCUCUACAAAAGCAGUGUACAUUCUUCACCAUGGAAACAUUCUGACAAGCUUCCUGGAGAGCCUUAAAAAAUGGUCACCCUGUUUCUAAUGAAAACUUUGAAUAAACGAUGACUUAUAUAGGGAGAUAUAAGAAUGAAAACACAAAUAAAUUGUCAUAAUAGAGCACUGGUUUUAAUUAUAUUCAUUAGGUAUUAGUAUAUAUAGAAAUUUUAGAAAUAUAUAAGUAGGAUACAAAUAAAAGCAAACUGUAUCGAGUAGAGUUAAUAUAAUAAAAACUUGUACCAAUCUUU
Molecule: messenger RNA, 6613 nt
Organism: Mus musculus (house mouse)
Lineage: Eukaryota; Metazoa; Chordata; Mammalia; Rodentia; Muridae
Gene: Pon3
Product: paraoxonase 3
Exons: 9
Coding region: 457-1302 (281 amino acids)
Biological process (GO): carboxylic acid catabolic process; lactone catabolic process; regulation of cellular response to drug
Cellular component (GO): extracellular region
Molecular function (GO): aryldialkylphosphatase activity; arylesterase activity; protein homodimerization activity
Source: RefSeq, marked validated